This is a messenger RNA of Maylandia zebra (zebra mbuna), 2313 nucleotides long. RefSeq names its product leucine-rich repeat-containing protein 52. The record is from RefSeq and is a predicted model, not a curated record. Gene Ontology annotation, molecular function: transmembrane transporter binding; potassium channel activator activity; voltage-gated potassium channel activity. NCBI's taxonomy places the organism in Eukaryota, Metazoa, Chordata, Actinopteri, Cichliformes, Cichlidae. Gene Ontology annotation, cellular component: voltage-gated potassium channel complex.
AACUGACUGCAAGCAGCAGCGAAGCAUCAAAGGACGUCGGCUUUUUUACGACGUGCGAACAGCUGUCAGCAGAAUACACUCAAUAAAUUCAUGAAAUUCGAAACAGCACCAAGGCAGCCGACCGUCAAGUCCAGCACAGCGGAUGCGCGUCGGAUCCAGAACCAACAGACAGGAUGAACUGAGACAUUACGCGCGAGAGGUUGCCACGGGCACGUUUGGGCUUGACCUCGGCGGAGAUCGUUUCUUGGGACAAGCGGCUCGCACGGUGAUGAUGUAUCAAUGAAGAAUGUCACUGCGACCGACUCUGUCCAAACAGGGUUGAUGAAGCCCUCGGCGGUGUCAUGCGUCUUGCCCCGCAGCCAAGCGCGCAACCCCUGCGGCUUCUAGUUCUGCUCCUCCUCGCGAAAGCGGUCCCCUCAUCCCCGGUAAUCUCCACUGGCUGCCCGGACAGGUGCGUGUGUGACGACCAACUUGUGGUCCAGUGCGCUGGGCAGCAUCUGACCACCUUCCCGGUCAACCUUCCGCUGGCCACGCGGCAGCUCAUCAUCUCAAACAACCGUAUCGCGGAGCUACCGCCUCUCGCGCUCAACUACCUCUCUGACCUGGUGUACCUGGACUGCAGCAACAACUCUCUGACGGAGAUCUCAGAGUCCACUUUUGGGAAUCUACGCAAGCUGGCCUACUUGGACCUCUCCUUCAACACUCUGACCCGGAUCGAGGACAGGACGUUCGGCCCCUUGGCGAGCUUGGUGAUGCUGAGGAUGACGGACAAUCCGGGGCUCUCCGAAAUUCACCCGGACGCUUUUGGGGAGAACGCGGCCCUUCAGGUACUCGAUGUGAGCCGAAACAACCUGACGGUCUUCAACAUCACCUCCCUGAUCGCGCUGCCCGCCCUGCGCUCAGUGGGGCUCAGCGGGAACCCGUGGAGCUGCGAAUGCGACAACGAGGACCUGUCCUUGUGGGUCCAUCUGGAGGGCUUCAAGUUCCAAGAUGAGGGCCAGACGGUGUGCGGUUCACCUGCUGAUACUCAGGGCCGUCGACUGGGGGAGGUGGGCAUCCAGCUACGGACGUUAUGUCAUCAAACACUCGGCUCCUGGGACUACCUUUUCUUUGUUGUCAUCGGCUUUGUCAUCUUCGCUGCUGGCACCGUGUCGGCCUGGGUGAUGGGUGUCAUCAUGGUGCUCUAUGAGCGCUACAUCAAGAAGAAAGACGAGCAGCUCGAGAUGGACGACGAGGAAGAAAGCAUUGAGACAGGCCGUGCUGCGAGCACCAGGAGUGGCCAUGACAAUGGGAAUUUAAAAACUUCACAUACUGUUUAAAACAAAAAUCCCACCCCUCUCGCCAUGGAUUCCCACAGUGCCUCCUUUCAACUUCCACGACUGUCUGAGAAGUCUCAUGAAACUGGGUCCGUUUAUCAGGCUCAGAUCUGUUAAUGAAUGGAACAAGGAAUGUGUUUCUAUCAUUUUUAGUGGGCUUCCAGGUGUUGUUACACACACUGUAGUCGCCAUAGUGGAGGUCUCCAGUCCUUGGGUAAUACAUAGACUAUGUAUGCAAAUAUAUGACCACAUAUUUUGUUACUUUAUGUGCAAAGUUAGCAUUAAAAAAACUCAAAAACAACAUAUCUCAGAAAAACUCUGAAUAUGUUUUCACAGAGAUAUUUCUGACUGAUCUUCACAUCAGUUUAAAAUCAGCUUUUCGAAAUUUUAAAGUUUAAAAGUAAAAAAAAAAGUCAAGACAAGGCAAAGAUAGAAUCUUAAGCUAAAAGUAACCUACCCCCAGGUUACCUGUGAACUGCGACCUGCACUAUAGUAACACCAGUUGAAAUAAAGACGGAAAACGUGGCUUACAGUUUGUGCUUUGCUGAUGAUAUUGUUAACACUGAGUAGGAAAAGUGUGUUUUUGUGACUGUAGUUGUAGUUUUUUUUCUCCAGAUCAGUUUGUCUUUUUUAUUGGUACAUUUUUCACUGAAUAUUCCUCUAAGAUGCUUUAUUAUGGUUAUUUUAUGGAUGUACUGAGGAAAGCUGGAUACCAGAACUAAAGAUGUUGACGGCUUGCUUGACAGAAACAGAGCUCUAACUGGAUUUGUAGCUCAGUGAAGGAGCACAAAAGUAUUUUCCUCCAAAAAGACCUUCACCUACUGUCUACAGCUAUUGGCCCAUAGCUGUUUCACUGCACUGAUAUCAUAAAAAUAAAACUCAUUGAUAACGUUUAUAGGAAAAAAUAUGUUUUGGGCACAGAAGAUCUUGACCACUGUGAAAAAUGAACAACACAGACUUUUUUUUUUAUUAAAAGACAGACAUUUGCUGAUGUUGA